This is a messenger RNA of Rhipicephalus sanguineus (brown dog tick), 876 nucleotides long. RefSeq names its product ubiquitin-conjugating enzyme E2 Z. The transcript has a single exon. Gene Ontology annotation, biological process: negative regulation of apoptotic process. The coding region runs from base 1 to 876 and encodes 291 amino acids. Gene Ontology annotation, molecular function: ubiquitin conjugating enzyme activity; cysteine-type endopeptidase inhibitor activity. Gene Ontology annotation, cellular component: nucleus. NCBI's taxonomy places the organism in Eukaryota, Metazoa, Arthropoda, Arachnida, Ixodida, Ixodidae. The record is from RefSeq and is a predicted model, not a curated record.
AUGGCGAACCCUCAAGGCCAAGCCACCGGCUCGAAAACGCAAGGCACCACGCCCAGCCAGCAGCUUCCUCCCCCUUCGUCUCCGAACUUCUGGGACCCCGUCUCGUUCGAACACGAAGAGGCCACCGACGAGUGCCUGCGCAGGGUUGGCUGCGACAUCAGGGAGCUCGAGUUCUACCGCGUUCCCGGAGUGUUCAUCUCCGCCGAGGAGAACAACAUCGCCAAGAUCCACGCGCUCAUCCUGGGAACUCCCGGCACGCCUUACGAAGGCGGCUUCUUCCACUUCCUGAUGAAGUGUCCGCCCGACUUUCCCAACAGUCCUCCGCGCGUACGCCUCAUGACCACGGACGCCGGGCGCGUGCGGUUCGGGCCGAGCUUCCACGAGAACGGCAAGGUGUGCCUGGGCCUCCUGGGCACCUCGACCGGACCCGCGUGGAGCUCCGGUCAGUGCCUGGGGAGCGUGCUGUUGUCCAUCAAGGCGCUGCUGAGCACGGAGAACCCCGUCGCCCAAGGGUCCGGUUUGAGGGUCCUUCCGACGUUGGGCAAGUGGCAGAGCGGCAAGAUAUGCUACAACGCCGUCCUUCAGCACGAGACCAUCAGGGUCGCGGUGUGCGACGCUGUUGAACAGUGUCUGGGAGGAACGUCGGCGUACCCGGCGCCCCUGAAGGACGUGGUGUUGAAGCACUUCCCGCAGUUCUACGGCGAGUACGAGAAGGCGGUCAAGAAGCAACUCCACUUGAGCGGUACGCGCAUGAACGACUCCCACGAAGCUGAUGUCCCAACGUACCAGUUCGACGUGCUUCUCGAACGGCUCGCUCAGCUACGCGGGAGGGUGAAGGGGGCGAACGAAGCGGCCGCCGGGAAAUCGAGCAAGUGA